Ectocarpus sp. CCAP 1310/34 is the source of this 1031-nucleotide messenger RNA. Lineage: Eukaryota; Phaeophyceae; Ectocarpales; Ectocarpaceae. The record is from the annotation of a GenBank genome assembly.
AUGAAGCUUGGGGGGAAGGGGAUGAUCCAGCUGAUGGUACUGCUAUACAAUUGGNUCCAGAUGGAGGGAAGGAGUGGGUGUGAUAAGAGAGGAGACAAGACUGGCCCAGGACACUACAGGGGGAUUAAACUGUUGAACACAGGAGGAAAAGUGUUCUGUAAGCUGCUGAACUAUAGGAUAGUGGAAGUAUUGGAGCAGGAACAUAGCAUUAGUGAGGGCCAGGCAGGUUUCCAAAAGAAGAGGGGGUGCGUAGACCACGUGUUCACGGUAGGGAGAAUCAUCCAAGGUAAAAAGAGGGCGGGAAAGCCGACGUACUGCUUUUUCCUGGACGUGAAAAAGGCAUACCAUACCGUGUGGAGAAAUGGGCUGCGGAAGCAAUUGUCCAAAAAUUCGGUGUCAGGAAUGCUGUUUGCGGAUGAUUUUGUUGGUAUGUCGGACACCCCUGAGGGACUGCAACUGCAAAUUGACGCGGCGAAGAAGUUUACUGAUAAGUGGAGAUUGUCUGCCAACGUUCAGAAGAGUGCCGUCAUGGUAUGCAACAAGGAUAGGGAGGAACCAGUAGAAUGUAGAUGGAAGUGGGGGAUCGAGGAGAUUGUAGUAGUGGACCAGUACACAUNGAUUGAGGCGGCGAAGAAGUUUACUGCUAAGUGGAGAUUGUCUGCCAACGUUAAGAAGAGUGCCGUCAUAACGAGGAAGACGACGAGUUCAAAUGUGNUUUCCGAGAGAGAAGAACAGAAUCUAAGGAAAGAAUCCAAGGAUAAGGAGGGUCUAGAAGUGUUCGGAAUGUUGAAGGAAGGAAUAGGGUUCAAGGAUUACCUACAUGGACCAAUGGAUGCAGGGACAAGGCUUGAGGUCGAAUUCACGACCGGGGACAUAGGCCUUCGAGAACGUCGACGAAGACAUAGGACGGUAGACGACGAAGACGACAAGUUCAAAUGUGAUUGCGGCUUCGAAGACGAAGACCGUGUUCAUGUAGACGCGGAAUGUCAGUUGUAUAGAAGGAGAGGGUAGUGUGCAUUACUGAGCUGGGA